Messenger RNA from Phytophthora sojae, 348 nucleotides. RefSeq lists its product as hypothetical. Bases 1 to 348 code for a protein of 115 amino acids. Lineage: Eukaryota; Oomycota; Peronosporomycetes; Peronosporales; Peronosporaceae. The record is from RefSeq and is a predicted model, not a curated record. The transcript is spliced from 2 exons.
AUGAAACCGGAUACGGCGUGUCCGGAUAACCUGGCGAACUCGGCUGAGCCGGAUAAGGUGCCGGAUAACCCAGUGAACUCGGCUGAGCCGGAUACGGCGUGUCCGGAUAACCUGGCGAACUCGGCUGAGCCGGAUAAGGUGCCGGAUAACCCAGUGAACUCGGCUGAGCCGGAUAAGGUGCCGGAUAACCCAGUGAACUCGGCGGAGCGACCCGCGAACUCGGCGGGGCGACUCGUGAACUCGGCAGAGCGACCCGUGAACUCGACUGCGCAACUCCCGGACUCAAUUGAGCCUGGCUACCGUAUCAGACGGUACAUGGUACCGUUUAGCCUGAGCUCGGCGGCUUGA